AUGAUAAUGCAUUUGACUUCGGAUUUAAUGUUAGAGGAGAAUCAUCAUGAAUAUCAGUCAACUGUCUUGGAUCCUUUAAUUGAAGAUCAGAUGUCGACGGGCGAUCCAAUUGCUGAUGAUAAUCCGUGCUCAGCGGAAGAGCAGUCGCCGAUGAUGGAAUUGAUCUUGGUAGUGCAUCUCGUGGCAUCGGACGUUCGGAAAGUAAUUGAGAAUCCGAUCUUAGUCUUGGGUCCUUUAAUUGAAUAUCAGAUGUCGACGGGCGAUCCAGUUGCUGAUGAUGUUCCGUGCUCAGCUGAAGAGCAGCCGCCGAUGAUGGAAUUGAUCUUGGUAGUGCAUCUCGUGGCAUCGGACGUUCGGAAAGUAAUUGAGAAUCCGAUCUUAGUCUUGGGUCCUUUAAUUGAAUAUCAGAUGUCGACGGGCGAUCCAGUUGCUGAUGAUGUUCCGUGCUCAGCUGAAGAGCAGCCGCCGAUGAUGGAAUUGAUCUUGGUAGUGCAUCUCGUGGCAUCGGACGUUCGGAAAGUAAUUGAGAAUCCGAUCUUAGUCUUGGGUCCUUUAAUUGAAUAUCAGAUGUCGACGGGCGAUCCAGUUGCUGAUGAUGUUCCGUGCUCAGGUGAAGAGCAGCCGCCGAUGAUGGAAUUGAUCUUGGUAGUGCAUCUCGUGGCAUCGGACGUUCGGAAAGUAAUUGAGAAUCCGAUCUUAGUCUUGGGUCCUUUAAUUGAAUAUCAGAUGUCGACGGGCGAUCCAGUUGCUGAUGAUGUUCCGUGCUCAGCUGAAGAGCAGCCGCCGAUGAUGGAAUUGAUCUUGGUAGUGCAUCUCGUGGCAUCGGACGUUCGGAAAGUAAUUGAGAAUCCGAUCUUAGUCUUGGGUCCUUUAAUUGAAUAUCAGAUGUCGACGGGCGAUCCAGUUGCUGAUGAUGUUCCGUGCUCAGGUGAAGAGCAGCCGCCGAUGAUGGAAUUGAUCUUGGUAGUGCAUCUCGUGGCAUCGGACGUUCGGAAAAUAUCGACGGGCGAUCCAGUUGCUGAUGAUGUUCCGUGCUCAGCUGAAGAGCAGCCGCCGAUGAUGGAAUUGAUCUUGGUAGUGCAUCUCGUGGCAUCGGACGUUCGGAAAGUGAUUGAGAAUCCGAUCUUAGUCUUGGGUCCUUUAAUUGAAGAUCAGAUGUCGACGGGCGAUCCAGUUGCUGAUGAUGUUCCGUGCUCAGGAUAA
Messenger RNA from Caenorhabditis bovis, 1203 nucleotides. The record is from the annotation of a GenBank genome assembly. NCBI's taxonomy places the organism in Eukaryota, Metazoa, Nematoda, Chromadorea, Rhabditida, Rhabditidae.